Coregonus sp. 'balchen' is the source of this 11725-nucleotide messenger RNA. NCBI's taxonomy places the organism in Eukaryota, Metazoa, Chordata, Actinopteri, Salmoniformes, Salmonidae. The record is from the annotation of a GenBank genome assembly.
AUGUAUCUGGGUAAAGCUCUUCUGUUUGUCCUACUCUUAAACUGCGCGACCACAAGUCUAUCUUUCUCAACAUGCGCUACCGUAGAUAUAGACCAUGUGAAGCGGAAAAGGGUCGAGGCGAUACGGGGACAGAUACUGAGUAAGCUCCGGACGACCAGCCCGCCACACUCCCUGGGACCCAGUCAGAUCCCCUACCAGAUCCAGGCCUUGUAUAACAGUACCCGGGAGUUGCUUGAGGAGUUGGGGAGAGACCGGCAGCAAAGUUGUGGCCAAGACAACACGGAGACCGAAUAUUAUGCCAAAGAAAUAUACAAGUUCAACAUGGUCCAAGGGCCGCCUGAAAACAGUAAGUCGUGGUGUGUUUAAAAAAAAUUAGUUUUCAUACUCUUUUGGUUGAUAUGCUAGAUUGGUGAGGAAAUGGUUUUUGAUGGCAGUUAAGGCACUCCGUUAUGCGCGAGAUCAGUUAAUGUAGAGCGUGCCAAAUGCGUGCCAAAUGCGUAAUCCCCCAUUGCCAGAGUGAAAUUCCCCCCCAAAAAUAGGAUUUUAUCUAUUUGUCAUGACAAUGAUGGGUCGUUUGUGGGCUUUAACAAAGUUUAUAAUAUAUCAUAAAUAGGAAUUGAUCAACUAUGCAUAUUGCUUCCUAUUGAGAUGUGUGUGGAUAGGCUAAUAGAGUGGGUAGACAGCAUGGAAUAUCUCAGAAAUGAAAUCUGUUGACAUUUCCAUAGAUGAGCUCUCCUUAGAUGGGGUAACUUCAGUUCAGUUCAGUUAUCUUUUUUGGCCUUAUUCAGGAAUGUAUCUCCCAUUCAUGUUGUCUUCCACAUUCCAUGGACUUCAAUGAGUAUGAGUGUGUGUGUGUGUGUAUGUGUCUGUGUGUGUGUGUCUGUGUGUGUGUGUGUGUGUGUGUGUGAGUCUGUGUGUGUGUGUGUGUGUGUGUGUGUCUCUGUGUGUGUGUGUGUUUGUCUGUGUGUGUGUGUGUGUGUGUGUGUGUGUGUGUCUGUGUGUGAGUCUGUGUGUGUGUGUGUGUGUGUGUGUGUCUGUGUGUGUGUGUGUGUGUGUGUGUGUGUGUGUGUGAGUCUGUGUGUGUGUGUGUGUGUGUGUGUGUGUGUGUGUCUGUGUGUGUGUGUGUGUGUGUGUGUGAGAGAGUCUGUGUGUCUGUGGGCUUGUAUGACUAUCCUCUCAGAUACUGGAAAUCUCUAGGGGUUAGGGGUUAGGGGUUAGGGUUUAGGGGUUAGGGUUAGGGUUAGGGGUUAGGGGUUGGGGUUAGGGGUUAGGGUUUGGGGUUAGGGUUUAGGAGUUGGGGUUAGGGGUUAGGGUUAGGGGUUAGGGUUAGGGGUUAGGGUUAGGGGUUAGGGGUUAGGGGAAAUAGGAUUUUUAAUGGAAAUACAUUUUAGGUCCCCACAAGGAUAGUACAGCAUAUGCUGUGUGUGUGACAUGGAUAAGAUGUGGGAGUAGUAGAAGUUAUCUCAGAGUUGUGGAUGAACUUGGAAGCUGUCUUUCAUCUCCCCACCCUGUUAAAAUACAGGACUAGUGAUUGGUCUCUCUCCUCUUCCCACACCUCCCUCCUUUCCUCCAUGGACCCAGUCCCUCUCCCCAGAUGUGUCCAUUUCCAUUCCAACCAGGCCCAAAUGAGAGGGACAUCUGCCCAGGCGGAUAGGAACAGGGCUGGGGAAGGGCUGGGGAAGGGCUGGGGAAGGAAAAGCCUUGCUGAGAGGGACAGGAACAGUUAACAUGAACGGACAGGAACAGUUAACAUGGAAGGACAGGAACAGUUAACAUGGAGGGACAGGAACAGUUAACAUGGAGGGAAAGGAACAGUUAACAUGGAGGGACAGGAACAGUUAACAUGGAGGGACAGGAACAGUUAACAUGGAGGGACAGGAACAGUUAACAUGGAGGGACAGGAACAGUUAACAUGGAGGGACAGGAACAGUUAACAUGGAGGGACAGGAACAGUUAACAUGGAGGGACAGGAACAGUUAACAUGGAGGGACAGUAAAAGUUAACAUGGAGGGACAGGAACAGUUAUCAUGGAGGGACAGGAACAGUUAACAUGGAGGGACAGGACAAGUUAACAUGGAGGGACAGGAAGAGUUAACAUGGAGGGAAAGGAACAGUUAACAUGGAGGGACAGGAACAGUUAACAUGGAGGGACAGGAACAGUUAACAUGGAGUUACAUGAACAGUUAACAUGGAGGGACAGGCACAGUUAACAUGGAGGGACAUGAACAGUUAACAUGGAGUUACAUGAACAGUUAACAUGGAGGGACAGGCACAGUUAACAUGGAGGGACAUGAACAGUUAACAUGGAGGGACAGGAACAGUUAACAUGGAGGGACAGGAACAGUUAACAUGGAGGGACAGGAACAGUUAACAUGGAGGGACAGGAACAGUUAACAUGGAGGGACAGGAACAGUUAACAUGGAGGGACAGGAACAGUUAACAUGGAGGGACAGUAAAAGUUAACAUGGAGGGACAGGAACAGUUAUCAUGGAGGGACAGGAACAGUUAACAUGGAGGGACAGGACAAGUUAACAUGGGGGGACAGGAAUAGUUAACAUGGAGGGACAGGAAAAGUUAACAUGGAGGGAAAUGAACAGUUAACAUGGAGGGACAGGAACAGUUAACAUGGAGGGACAGGAACAGUUAACAUGGAGUUACAUGAACAGUUAACAUGGAGGGACAGGCACAGUUAACAUGGAGGGACAUGAACAGUUAGCAUGAACACACAGGAACAGUUAACAUUAAGACACAGGAACAGUUAACAUGGAGGGAACAGUUAACAUAGAGACAGGAACAGUUAACAUAUAGAGACAGGAACAGUUAACAUGGAGGGACAGGCACAGUUAACAUGGAGGGACAUGAACAGUUAGCAUGAACACACAGGAACAGUUAACAUGAAGACACAGGAACAGUUAACAUGGAGGGAACAGUUAACAUGGAGACAGGAACAGUUAACAUAUAGAGACAGGAACAGUUAACAUUGAGUCACAGGAACAGUUAACAUGGAGGGAAAGGAACAGUUAACAUGGAGGGAAAGGAACAGUUAACAUGGAGGGACAGGAACAGUUAACAUGGAGGGACAGGAACAGUUAACAUGGAGGGACUGGACAAGUUAACAUGGAGGGACAGGAACAGUUAACAUGGAGGGACAGGAACAGUUAACAUGGAGGGACAGGAACAGUUAACAUGGAGACAGGAACAGUUAACAUGGAGGGACAGGAACAGUUAACAUGGAGACAGGAACAGUUAACAUGGAGGGACAGGAACAGUUAACAUGGAGGGUCAGGAACAGUUAACAUGGAGACAUGAACAGUUAACAUGGAGGGUCAGGAACGGUUAACAUGGAGACAGGAAGAGUUAACAUGGAGGGAAAGGAACAGUUAACAUGGAGACAGGAACAGUUAUCAUGGAGGGUCAGGAACAGUUAACAUGGAGACAGGAACAGUUAACAUGGAGGGUCAGGAACAGUUAACAUGGAUACAGGAACAGUUAACAUGGAGGGACAGGAACAGUUAACAUGGAGGGACAGGAACAGUUAACAUGGAGGGACAUGAAAAGUAAACAAGGAGGGACAGGAACAGUUAACAUGGAGGGACAGUAAAAGUUAACAUGGAGGGACAGGAAGAGUUAACAUGGACGGACAGGAACAGUUAACAUGGAGGGACAGGAACAGUUAACAUGGAGGAACUGGAAAAGUUAACAUGGAGGGACAGGAACAGUUAACAUGGAGGGACAGGAACAGUUAACAUGGAGGGACAGGAACAGUUAACAUGGUCGGACAGGAACAGUUAACAUGGACGGACAGGAACAGUUAACAUGGAGGGAUAGGAACAGUUAACAUGGAGGGACAGGAAAAGUUAACAUGGAGGGACAGGAACAGUUAACAUGGAGACAGGAACAGUUAACAUGGAGGGUCAGGAACAGUUAACAUGGAGACAGGAACAGUUAACAUGGAGGGUCAGGAACAGUUAACAUGGAGACAGGAACAGUUAACAUGGAGGGACAGGAACAGUUAACAUGGAGGGACAGGAACAGUUAACAUGGAGGGACAUGAAAAGUAAACAAGGAGGGAUAGGAACAGUUAACAUGGAGGGACAAUAAAAGUUAACAUGGAGGGACAGGAAGAGUUAACAUGGACGGACAGGAACAGUUAACAUGGAGGGACAGGAAAAGUUAACAUGGAGGGACAGGAACAGUUAACAUGGAGGGACAGGAACAGUUAACAUGGUCGGACAGGAACAGUUAACAUGGACGGACAGGAACAGUUAACAUGGAGGGAUAGGAACAGUUAACAUGGAGGGACAGGAACAGUUAACAUGGAGACAGGAACAGUUAACAUGGAGGGACAGGAACAGUUAACAUGGAGGGACAGGAACAGUUACCAUGGAGGGACAGGAACAGUUAACAUGGAGGGCCAGGAACAGUUAACAUGGAGGGACAGGAACAGUUACCAUGGAGGGACAGGAACAGUUAACAUGGAGACAGGAACAGUUAACAUAUAGAGACAGGAACAGUUAACAUGGAGUCACAGGAACAGUUAACAUGGAGGACAGGAACAGUUAACAUGGAGGAAAAAAUAACAGUUAACAUGGAGGGAAAGGAACAGUUAACAUGGAGGGACAGUAACAGUUAACAUGGAGGGACAGUAACAGUUAACAUGGAGGGACAGGAACAGUUAACAUGGAGGGACAGGAAAAGUUAACAUGGAGGGACAGGAACAGUUAACAUGGAGGGACAGGAACAGUUAACAUGGAGGGCCAGGAACAGUUAACAUGGAGGGACAGGAACAGUUAGCAUGGAGGGACAGGAACAGUUAACAUGGAGGGACAGGAACAGUUAACAUGGAGGGACAGGAACAGUUAACAUGGAGGGACAGGAACAGUUAACAUGGAGGGCCAGGAACAGUUAACAUGGAGGGACAGGAAAAGUUAACAUGGAGGGACAGGCACAGUUAACAUGGAGGGACAGGAAAAGUUAACAUGGAGGGAAAGGAACAGUUAACAUGGAGGGACAGGAACAGUUAAUAUGGAGGGACAGGAACAGUUAACAUGGAGGGACAGGAACAGUUACCAUGGAGGGACAGGAACAGUUAACAUGGAGGGCCAGGAACAGUUAACAUGGAGGGACAGGAACAGUUACCAUGGAGGGACAGGAACAGUUAACAUGGAGACAGGAACAGUUAACAUAUAGAGACAGGAACAGUUAACAUGGAGUCACAGGAACAGUUAACAUGGAGGACAGGAACAGUUAACAUGGAGGAAAAAAUAACAGUUAACAUGGAGGGAAAGGAACAGUUAACAUGGAGGGACAGUAACAGUUAACAUGGAGGGACAGGAACAGUUAACAUGGAGGGACAGGAACAGUUAACAUGGAGGGAAAGGAACAGUUACCAUGGAGGGAACAGUUAACAUGGAGACAGGAACAGUUAACAUAUAGAGACAGGAACAGUUAACAUUGAGUCACAGGAACAGUUAACAUGGAGGGACAGGAAAAGUUAACAUGGAGGGAAAGGAACAGUUAACAUGGAGGGACAGGAACAGUUAACAUGGAGGGACAGGAACAGUUAACAUGGAGUGACAGGAACAGUUAACAUGGAGGGAAAGGAACAGUUAACAUGGAGGGACAGGAACAGUUAACAUGGAGGGACAGGAACAGUUAACAUGGAGGGACAGGAACAGUUAACAUGGAGGGAAAGGAACAGUUAACAUGGAGGGACAGGAACAGUUAACAUGGAGGGACAGGAACAGUUAACAUGGAGUGACAGGAACAGUUAACAUGGAGGGAAAGGAACAGUUAACAUGGAGGGACAGGAACAGUUAACAUGGAGGGAAAGGAACAGUUAACAUGGAGGGACAGGAACAGUUAACAUGGAGUGACAGGAACAGUUAACAUGGAGGGAAAGGAACAGUUAACAUGGAGGGACAGGAACAGUUAACAUGGAGGGACAGGAACAGUUAACAUGGAGGGACAGGAAAAGUUAACAUGGAGGGAAAGGAACAGUUAGCUGAUGGAAGGACCUCCUCCAUCCCUUAACCUGGCUUAGAAGGAUUAAAGAUCAGAGAUCCACUCCCCAUCACACACUGUAUGCAUCCCAAAUGGCACCCUAUUCCCUAUAAAUCCCAAAUAGCAUCCUAUUCCCUAUAUAUCCAAAAUAGCACCCUAUUCCUUAUAUAUCCCAAAUAGCACCCUAUUCCUUAUAUAUCCCAAAUAGCACCCUAUUCCUUAUAUAUCCCAAAUAGCACCCUAUUCCUUAUAUAUCCCAAAUAGCACCCUAUUCCCUAUAUUUCCCAAAUGGCACCCUAUUCCCUAUAUGUCCCAAAUGGCUCCCUAUUCCCUAUAUAGUGCUCUGCUUUUGACCAGACUCUAUAGGCCCUGGUCAAAAGCAGUGCAGUUUGGAACGCAGCCACUCUCCGCCUUGAGUAGAGGCUAGGGUGGGUGUACAGUUUUUCCAUUCUGGCUUGGUGUUGGCUGAUGGAGUGGACCUCCCUCCUCUUUAGCCAGGCUUAGGGUGUGUUCCAAAUGGCACCCUACUCCCUUUGGAAAGCACUACUACCCUUAGGGCCCAUGUCAAAAGUAGUGCACUAUAAAAAGGAAUAGGUUGCCAUUUUGGACGCAGGCAAACGGGAUCCCUGAGCCCUUUCCCUCCACACGCUGGACGCCCCAGGGGAGAUUUGGCUGUUGGCUGGGGUGUACAGUUCCUCCACUGGGUUGGGGUUAAAUUCCACCUCAGUAGAGAGACGGGACGCAAACAGAUCCUCCUCAGGUGAAAGAGUACCAUUACAUCACACAGACACAGACACACACACAUAUCUUUAGUAGCCAGUGUUUCCCAGAGCCUUCAUAGCGUUAAUAUUAUCGUUAGAACCUUCUUACGAUGUAUCUUUAGUAGCCAAGGUGUUUCCCAGAGCCUUCAUAGCGUUAAUAUUAUCGUUAGAACCUUCUUACGAUGUAUCUUUAGUAGCCAAGGUGUUUCCCAGAGCCUUCGUAGCGUUAAUAUUAUCGUUAGAACCUUCUUACGAUGUAUCUUUAGUAGCCAAGGUGUUUCCCAGAGCCUUCAUAGCGUUAAUAUUAUCGUUAGAACCUUCUUACGAUGUAUCUUUAGUAGCCAAGGUGUUUCCCAGAGCCUUCGUAGCGUUAAUAUUAUCGUUAGAACCUUCUUACGAUGUAUCUUUAGUAGCCAAGGUGUUUCCCAGAGCCUUCGUAGCGUUAAUAUUAUCGUUAGAACCUUCUUACGAUGUAUCUUUAGUAGCCAAGGUGUUUCCCAGAGCCUUCAUAGCGUUAAUAUUAUCGUUAGAACCUUCUUACGAUGUAUCUUUAGUAGCCAAGGUGUUUCCCAGAGCCUUCAUAGCGUUAAUAUUAUCGUUAGAACCUUCUUACGAUGUAUCUUUAGUAGCCAAGGUGUUUCCCAGAGCCUUCAUAGCGUUAAUAUUAUCGUUAGAACCUUCUUACGAUGUAUCUUUUGUAGCCAAGGUGUUUCCCAGAGCCUUUAUUAGUAGCGUGGCUCUUAACUUCAUCCUCAGCUCUGGCAUCUUCCCCAAUAUUUGGAACCAAGGACUAAUCACCACAAUCCACAAAAGUGGAGACAAAUUUGACCCCAGUAACUACCGUGGGAUAUGCCUCAACAGCAACCUUGGAAAUCCUCUGAAUUAUCAUUAAUAGCCGACUCGUACAUUUCCUCAGUGAAAACAAUGUACUGAGCAAAUGUCAAAUUGUCUUUUUACCAAAUUACCAUACAACAGACCAUGUAUUCACCCUGCACACCCGAAUUGACAAACAAACAAACCAAAAACAAAGGCAAAGUCGUCUCAUGCUUUGUUGAUUUCAAAAAAGCUUUUGACUCAAUUUGGCAUUGGGGUCUGCUAUACAAAUUGAUGGAAAGCGGUGUUGGGGGGAAAACAUACAACAUGAUAAAAUCCAUGUACACAAACAACAAGUGUGCGGUUAAAAUUGGCAAAAAACACACACAUUUCUUUCCACAGGGCCGUGGGGUGAGACAGGGAUGCAGCUUGAGCACCACCCUCUUCAACAUUUAUAUCAACGAAUUGGUGAGGUCACUAGAACAGUCUGCAGCACCCGGCUUCACCCUACUAGAAUCUGAAGUCAAAUGUCUACUGUUUGCUGAUGAUCUGGUGCUUCUGUCACCAACCAAGGAGGGCCUACAGCAGCAUUUAGAUCAUCUGCACAUAUUCAGUCAGACCUGGGCCCAAAAAUAAUGGUGUUCUAAAAAAGGCCCAGUUGCUAGGACCACAAAUACAAAUUCCCUCUAGACACCAUUGCCCUAGAGCACACAAAAAACUAUACAUACCUUGGCCUAAACAUCAGCGCCACAGGUAACUUCCACAAAGCUGUGAAUGAUCUGAGAGACAAGGCAAAAAGGGCCUUCUACGCCAUCAAAAGGAACAUAAAAUUCAACAUACCAAUUAGGAUCUGGCUACAAAAUACUUGAAUCAGUUAUGGAAGCCAUUGCCCUUUAUGGUUGUGAGGUCUGGGGUCCGCUCGCCAACCAAGAAUUCACAAAAUGGGACAAACAUCAGUUGAGACUCUGCAUGCAGAAUUCUGCAAAAAUAUCCUCAAUGUACAACGUUAAACACCAAAUAAUGCAUGCAGAGCAGAAUUAGGCCGAUACCCACUAAUUAUCAAAAUCCAGAAAAGAGCCGUUAAAUUCUAUAACCACCUAAAAGGAAGCGAUUCCCAAACCUUCCAUAACAAAGCCAUCACCUACAGAGAGAUGAACCUGGAGAAGAGUCACCUAAACAAGCUGGUCCUGGGGCUUUGUUUGUAAGGGUUGGUGUGAGGUGUGACCCAGGUGCGGUGCAGGAUAGACAGUAGGCAGUAGGCAGAGAUGGUGAAACAAGGAUCUUUACUGGUGGUCCCGAAGCCAGAAACAAAACAACGGACUUAACACGAUAACAGAAAGGUGGAGCAAAUAAAUCUCCAAAAACAGGCUGACAGCCAAACUACGAAAUAGUAACUACGACUGAAAUAAUAAAGAAACAGGGAGAACACUUCUCGAGUACCUGUACAUACUUCUCCGAUCAGACACUGAUUAGUACUGCUGAGCACAGAGAAACUAGCAGAGAAAACUGAGCAAGGGAACACAGGGAAGUGAGGGCAUAAAUACACAGGUGAACAGGUAGACACAGGUGACACCAAUAGGAUCAUGAUUAGUCCAGACGGUGAGUGAGAAGGUGCAUAAGGUCGUCGGAGAAGGACACCUAGUGGAACGCUCCGGAACUGCGACCCGUGCCGGGAACAGCCGACGGGAGAAAAACACACAGGGAGUUGAGCUGCAAGAUUGACAUAAUAAUAUGCCAUUUAGCAGACGCUUUUAUCCAAAGCGACUUACAGUCAUGCGUGCAUACAUUUUUUUGUGUAUGGGUGGUCCCGGGGUUCAAACCCACUACCUUGGCGUUACAAGCGCCGUGCUCUACCAGCUGAGCUACAGAGGACCACAUAAUGUCAUACUUGGCGUGGUUGAGAAGCAUUAUAGUUGUUAAUAGCCUCAUCAUGCAUACAGUACAUUCAUCCCAAUAGGACUAAUGACUUUUGCAUACCAGGCUCUCUGGAAGGAGCCAGCAGCAGGCAUGGCAUGUAUGGGGGAUACUUUUCUCAUCGCUGCAGAUUGCCCUUUCCCUUAGCUGGCCAGGCUACAGACUUUUAGACGUCCACUUAACAAAGCUUUUCAAAUGGCUUCCAACUCCAGGAGGGCUAUCAUGGCACUGCUGGAGGAGUUACGAGGAGUAAUGGCUGAUGUGCUAGCAUUGAUUGUAGAACGAAAGAGAAGCGCACACCAUGAUGAAGUCACAGUGUUAUGAUUAACCUCCCUUUGCCAGGUGGACUUUACAAGGUGCCCCUAAAAAUGACACACAAAACUUCCUCAUAUAAAGCUAAUCUUUGAAGUUAUAUGGCCUUGAUCAAGGAGCUUUCACAUUCCAGUUCAGAGGCUUUACUACAAUUACUACUUCCCCAGACCAGACCUUUACCUCUCCAGACCUUUACCUCUCCAGACCUUUACCUCUCCAGACCUUUACCUCUCCAGACCUUUACCUCUCCAGACCUUUACCUCUCCAGACCUUUACCUCUCCAGACCUUUUCCUCUCCAGACCUUUACCUCUCCAGACCUUUACCUCGCCAGACCUUUACCUCUCCAGACCUUUACCUCUCCAGACCUUUACCUCUCCAGACCUUUACCACUCCAGACCUUUACCUCUCCAGACCUUUACCUCUCCAGACCUUUACCUCUCCAGACCUUUACCUCUCCAGACCUUUACCACUCCAGACCUUUACCUCUCCAGACCUUUACCUCUCCAGACCUUUACCUCUCCAGACCUUUAUCUCUCCAGACCUUUACUACUCCAAACCUUUACCUCUCCAGACCUUUACCUCUCCAGACCUUUACUACUCCAGACCUUUACCUCUCCAGACCUUUACCUCUCCAGACCUUUACUACUCCAGACCUUUACCUCUCCAGACCUUUACCUCUCCAGACCUUUACCUCUCCAGACCUUUACUACUCCAGACCUUUACCUCUCCAGACCUUUACCUCUCCAGACUUUACCUCUCAGACCUUACCCUCCAGAACCUUUACCUCCAGACUUUCCUCUCCAGAACCUUUACCUCUCCAGACCUUUACCUCUCCAGACCUUUACCUCUCCAGACCUUUACUACUCCAGAACUUUACCUCUCCAGACCUUUACCUCUCCAGACCUUUACCUCUCCAGACCUUUACCUCUCCAGACCUUUACCUCUCCAGACCUUUACCUCUCCAGACCUUUACCUCUCCAGACCUUUACCUCUCCAGACCUUUACCUCUGCAGACCUUUACCUCUCCAGACCUUUACCUCUCCAGACCUUUACCUCUCCAGACCUUUACCUCUCCAGACCUUUACCUCUCCAGACCUUUACUACUCCAGACCUUCACUACUCCAGACCUUUACCUCUCCAGACCUUCACUACUCCAGACCUUUACCUCUCCAGACCUUUACCUCUCCAGACCUUUACUACUCCAGACUUUCACUACUCCAGACCUUCACUACUCCAGACCUUCACUACUCCAGACCUUUACCUCUCCAGACCUUCACUACUCCAGACCUUCACUACUCCAGACCUUUACCUCUCCAGACCUUCACUACUCCAGACCUUUACCUCUCCAGACCUUUACCUCUCCAGACCUUUACUACUCCAGACCUUCACUACUCCAGACCUUCACUACUCCAGACCUUCACUACUCCAGACCUUUACCUCUCCAGACCUUCACUACUCCAGACCUUCACUACUCCAGACCUUUACCUCUCCAGACCUUUACCUCUCCAGACCUGUACCUCUCCAGACCUUUACCUCUCCAGACCUUUACCUCUCCAGACCUUUACCUCUCCAGACCUUUACCUCUCCAGACCUUUACCUCUCCAGACCUUUACCUCUCCAGACCUUUACCUCUCCAGACCUUUACCUCUCCAGACCUUUUCCUCUCCAGUCUUUUACUACUAUUACUACUUCCCCAGACCAGAGUAACUUUGAGUCACAUCAGGAGAGGUGUUUUAGAGGGAGGUGAGAGACUGAGAGGACUGGCUUCCUGUUUUUGCUGAGAAUGUUAUUGCCCCAUAGCUGUAGCUAUGUGCACUAUAUAGGGAAUACGGUCCCUAGGUGUGCCUCUCUCUCUCCCGCUCUCGCUCUCUCUGGUAACAGGGUUCUGAAGAAGUCUCUCUUUCGGAGGAACCACGGUUGA